This is a messenger RNA of Phlebotomus papatasi, 3571 nucleotides long. RefSeq names its product nicotinate phosphoribosyltransferase (gene Naprt). Gene Ontology annotation, biological process: NAD+ biosynthetic process. The record is from RefSeq and is a predicted model, not a curated record. Lineage: Eukaryota; Metazoa; Arthropoda; Insecta; Diptera; Psychodidae. Gene Ontology annotation, molecular function: nicotinate phosphoribosyltransferase activity. Bases 420 to 2441 code for a protein of 673 amino acids. The transcript is spliced from 9 exons.
GGCAGCAUAGUCGCGGGUGGAUGUCAAAAGCAAAACAAAUUGCACGUGUGUGCUUUCACACUUUUGCAAUUUUCUCAUGCAAUAGCGCCCCAUUUGAGUGUAUUUCGUGUAAAAAUGUGAAUUAGUGAAGAUGUAGUGGUGUGGCGGGCAAAAUAAUGCGUGAGUGUGCGUGAGGGCAUUCGCGAAAUCGCAAUAAAAAAGCCAGAGCACUGCGAUUUGACAUUCAGUUGUGCUUGUGAGGUUAUGAAGGCAACACUGUCCGUGUUGCACAAAAUAAUUUUCUCUCAUUUCCCUUUGGAUUUCACCCAAUCCCCCCAAUAUUUCCCAUCCACUGGACCCCUCCAGUGGACCACGUGUCUGUGACUAAGUGUUGUGUGAGUGUUGUGCCCCGUGCGGAGUCCCAAAAGUGGUCAGGAGCAAUGGCCACGGAUUCACGAGAGGACGGAAAAUUCCUCAGCCGCAAGAUGAUGGUCAGAUGCGGUGGACACUGCAAUGAAAAUCACAACAGUGUCGUUCAACCAUUGCUCACGGAUCUCUACCAAAUAACAAUGGCAUAUGCUUACUGGAAGUCAGGAAAGACUGAAGAUCAGAGUGUUUUUGAUCUCUUCUUCCGUGCAAAUCCCUUCCAGGGUGAAUUUACGAUCUUUGCCGGACUCGAGGAGUGUCUGAAAUUCCUCGAGAACUUUCACUAUUCAGAUGGAGACAUUGAAUAUUUGAAACAAACCCUCCCUGAUGGAAUUGAAGAUGAAUUCUUUGAGUAUUUGAGCCAAUUGACGGCCAAAGAUGUGAUUCUUCAGGCUAUCGAGGAGGGUUCUGUGGUAUUUCCACGAGUGCCUCUCAUCAAAGUCGAAGGUCCCCUGAUUGUUGUUCAGCUGUUGGAGACAACACUUCUAACACUUGUCAACUAUGCAAGCUUGAUGGCUACAAAUGCAGCACGCUAUCGAAUGGUGGCUGGAAAGAAUAUCAAGUUGCUGGAGUUUGGCCUGAGGAGAGCCCAAGGACCCGACGGUGGACUCUCUGCAUCGAAAUACUCCUUUGUCGGUGGCUUCGAUGGAACAUCCAAUGUGUUGGCGGGAAAAUUAUUCAACAUUCCUGUUAAAGGGACUCAUGCUCAUGCCUACAUCACAUCUUUUACGGGAUUUAGUGAGUUGAAGACAAGAACUAUUCGUCACAAAGUUACAGGGAUUCCACAGGAUCUUUUGGAGCUGUCAAUCAAACAUAGAGAUGCUCUGUCCGAAGUCCUCGAUAUUUCUACUGAAGAGUCUAGCGAGGGUGAAUUGGCUGCAAUGGUGUCCUUUGCUAUUGCAUUCCCGGACGGAUUUAUGGCCCUUGUCGACACGUACGAUGUUAAGAGUGUGGAGAAUGGCGUGGAUUUACGGCAUCCGGUGAAUGGGGAGAUGAAUGGUCAUUCAGGAGGAACAUCCGAUAUCAACUCAAAUAUCACUUUGCCAAAUGUUGCCAUAGAAUGUAAUCAUAAGACUGAUGUGAGACCAAAGUUGACAUGCAAUGCAGAUGUAGAAUGUAAAUGUAGACAGCGUAGUGGGGGAUGGAGUUAUGGAGUUCUGGAGGAUCGAGGAUGUUCGAGAUGUUGCUCAUCCAUGAGAAAUAGUAGGAAGAUUCUUGUAGGACAUGUUGUUUUAGGCAGAAACAGAACAAAUCUGUUGACAAAUGUUGGGAAGUCAUUCAGGAGUGGCUUGCUCAAUUUCUGUGCCGUUGCCCUGGCUCUCAAUGAUCAAGGUUAUCGUGCAAUUGGGAUUCGCAUCGAUUCCGGCGAUCUGGCUUAUUUGUCCUGCUUAGCUCGUCAGACCUUUGAGCAAGUGUCAGCACGCUUUCGCAUUCCAUGGUUCAAUACUCUCACCAUUGUCGCAUCGAAUGACAUCAAUGAGGACACCAUUAUCAGUCUCAAUGAGCAGGGACACAAGAUCGAUUGCUUCGGGAUCGGAACUCAUUUGGUGACUUGUCAGAGGCAGCCUGCCUUGGGCUGUGUCUACAAAUUGGUGGAGAUCAACAACCAGGCGAGGAUUAAGCUGAGCCAGGAUGUGGAGAAGGUGACAAUGCCAGGGAGUAAGAAUGCAUUUAGGUUGUUUGGGGCUGAUGGGCAUGCGCUCAUCGAUCUCAUGCAGAAGGUGUCUGAGCCACCGCCGGAAGUUGGCCAGAAGGUGCUGUGUCGCCAUCCAUUCCAGGAGUCCAAGCGAGCAUAUGUGAUCCCAACGCGUGUUGAGUGCCUCUACAAGGUAUACUGGCGAGAUGGACGAAUCUGUCAGCCACUGCCGACUCUCGAUCAGGUCAGAGAUCGUGUGCAGGCUUCGCUGAAGACCGUGCGAACUGAUCACAAGAGAACCCUCAAUCCGACACCCUACAAAGUGGCCGUGAGUGAUCAUUUGUACAAUUUCAUUCAUGAUUUGUGGCUUCAGAAUGCACCAAUUGGGGAGCUAUCAUGAUAAAGGGGCACCCGAGGUGUAGCCACAGCUCAGAGAAAGCGGAAAUGGGAUGGCAAAAAAGGCAGAUUAUGCUUGCAAAAUUGUUGAUAUUUUAAAUAAUGGAGGAAAAGUCUUUCUUCUUCCCUUGAAAAACAAAAAAAAAUCAUUUUGUGUUUUUUGCAAAGAACCAACAUACCAAGAAAAAAAACAACCCAAGAAUUGUGCCUUUUUCUGUAAAACAGCCGGUGUGAGAGAGAAUGGUGAGAGAGAGAUUAGGUUUAGCUGUGCUGAUUCCUUCAAAAAGAAUCAACCCUCGAUGAUGAUUGGAAAAACAAAAUUGUUAAUUUUCUUUUGAAAAUUUUUAUUGAUCAUGUCCAGUGUUAAAAGCUGAAGAAGCUUAUCUAUAAAAAGAAAUAGUUCUUUAUGAAAGACACUUGUACCUCUUAUUGUAUUUUUUUUUUGGAUGUAAAAUUUUCUUUUUAGGAAAUCACAAGAAAAAAAACUAGGUUCUAGUUUGUAAAAUAAAAUUCUCCUCUGGCUUUUGUUCCAGCCACAAAAACCAAAAAAAUAAAAGAGCUUGAGUAGAAAGACACAUAAAUUUUAAGGGAGACCAGUGUAACUUUUGUCACGAUUUUAAGGGAAAUGUAGCCGAAAAAAUAGAAUAUUUCCAGGUGUAUUCAAUUUUUGGGGGUUUGAAAAAUGCAAAAUUGCUAAUUAAAUCGUCAAUUUUAGAAUGAUAAAAUCAUUUCGCCCGAAGUUUACCCUUAGUUGAAAAAAAAAGCAUGAAAAGGUUUUUCGAUGGCUCCGCUAAGUAAAUUUGCAAAAAUAGGUUGAAAAAUAAUAUCUCAAAGGUUGAAUACGCCUGUUAUGUAAAGAAUCAGCAAGAAUAGGUUCUUUUCUAGAUAUUUUCUUGUCCAAGUCCUAUAGCAUUCUUGCCUCUUUUUUCCACACCAAGCUCCCGCCCCCACAUUAAAUAGGAUUUUACGUGUAAUUUCGAGCCCAACAAUUUGCGAGCACAACAGUGGACUUAGUAGAAGAAUUGAAAAAAAAACCACUCUGUUUUUAGUCUUCUAGGUUCUAGAAAAAGCAGUCUAAAGGUGGAAUUUGUAAGAGAAAAAAAAAAGAAAUAAAUUAUUUUAGAAUGAUCUAGC